AUGCUGAAGAGGUUUGCAACCGAAUUGCGAGAGAAGGAGCGGCAGAGGGCCGAGGAGAAGAGCCGCGAGGAAGAGGCGAGGCGGAUGCGCAGAGGAGGAGGAGGGCCACGCCGGACGAGGAGUAGGAGGAGCUGUGUCAGCGACGGCCGCGGACCGAGGAAGAGCCUAGGUUCCCCGAAGGAGGACAGGGGCCCCAAGCCUCGUCACAGCAACAGCGGCCGGGAGCGGACGCCUCGUGGCAGGAGCAGCAACACCAGUGGCAGGGCAGGGACCACAAGGCGCGGUGAUCGGGCCGUAUGUAACGCAGGAGGUGCGUACGGCGGUGCGUGGAGGAACGGUGUGGCACCACCAAAUCCACCACAUCACCUGGGCAUCGGGGCCGGCACCGAGGGAGCCGGAGGCUCCGGAAGAAGCGCGGGUGUGGGAGGAGACGCCCCGACGGAGCAAUGGCCGCGACCCAAGGGGGCGAUCGGCGGCAGCGCAGCCAGCAGCGGAACCGGCAGCGGCGAGCGCGGCGGCAGAGUCGGCGGCGGCAGCGGACACGGCAGCGGAGCCAGUCGCGAGCGCGGCGGCAGAGUCGGCGGCGGCAGCGGAACCAGCAGUGGAACCAGCAACGCCGGGUGCGGCGGCAGAGUCGGCGGCAGCGGAGACAGCAACGGCGAGCGCGGCGGCAGAGUAGGCGGCGGAAGCGGAGCCAGCAACGGCGAGCGCGGCGGCAGAGUCGGCGGCGGAAGAGGAGCCAGCAACGGCGAGCGCGGCGGCAGAGUCGGCGGCGGUAGCGGAGCCAGCGACGGCAAGCGCGGCGGCAGAGUCGGCGGCGGCAGCGGACACGGCAGCGGAACCAGCAACAGCGAACUCUGGCGGCGGGAGCCGGAGCGGCAGUUGUCGUGUCCGGAGGAGCGGGAGAGACCGCGGGCGCCCAUGCAGCGCCAGGCGUCGUGGCCACAGGCACAGCUAGGGGCGGAGGGCCCACGCUGGCGGCCCGUGAGACGGGAGGAGUGGCCAGGGGCGGUGGAGCGCGUCCUGGCUCGAACGAGGUUCACCUCGAGGCGCAUCAAGCGGCUGGUGAAUGACGGAGGGGUCCGGUACCGGGUGACGGUGUCCCGGGACCACCAGGAGGUGUUCCGAGAAGCUGGGGCUCAGUAA
Drosophila obscura is the source of this 1146-nucleotide messenger RNA. Its product is annotated as glycine-rich cell wall structural protein 1-like. The transcript has 3 exons. The record is from RefSeq and is a predicted model, not a curated record. The coding region runs from base 1 to 1146 and encodes 381 amino acids. NCBI's taxonomy places the organism in Eukaryota, Metazoa, Arthropoda, Insecta, Diptera, Drosophilidae.